AGCAGCAGCAACCUCCCUAGUUCUCAAAGUGUCUUUCCAUUUGAAAAACCAUUAAAUAAAUCGUUUCUCCUCCUCCUCCUCCUCCCUACCAUCCCAACACACACACAAAAAGAAGAAAAAAUUCAAACUUCAAACUCAAGCUCAGAUCCCAUCCUCUCUCAAACGCCACCUUUUCCUCCAGAUCCAGCCUCGAUCUACCAAAUCACCGUCACCGAUCUCCGUAUCUACUAAAUUGAUGGAGAACUUGAUUACUUUAGUAAAUAAAAUUCAAAGAGCUUGCACUGCUCUUGGUGAUCAUGGUGAAGCUAGUGCAUUACCUACUCUGUGGGACUCCUUACCCUCCAUCGCCGUCGUCGGUGGCCAGAGUUCGGGGAAGUCAUCGGUGUUGGAGAGUGUAGUAGGGAAGGAUUUCUUGCCUCGUGGAUCCGGUAUCGUUACGCGGCGGCCACUUGUGUUGCAGCUUCAUAAGAUCGAUGAAGGAAGUAGAGAGUAUGCCGAGUUCCUUCAUCUCCCAAGGAAAAGAUUUACUGAUUUUGCUGCUGUGAGGAGGGAGAUUCAAGAUGAGACUGAUAGAGAGACUGGUCGAUCAAAGCAAAUUUCAAGUGUUCCAAUUCAUCUCAGUAUUUACUCUCCUAAUGUUGUCAACUUGACAUUGGUUGAUCUUCCUGGGCUUACUAAAGUAGCAGUUGAGGGUCAACCAGACAGUAUUGUGCAAGAUAUUGAAAACAUGGUUCGCGCUUAUAUCGAGAAGCCCAACUGUAUAAUUUUAGCAAUUUCACCCGCCAAUCAAGAUCUUGCUACCUCUGAUGCUAUUAAAAUCUCUCGUGAAGUGGACCCUACAGGAGAGAGGACCUUAGGAGUCUUGACAAAGAUCGAUCUUAUGGAUAAGGGUACUGAUGCAGUUGAUAUGUUGGAAGGAAAAUCUUACCGCCUAAAAUUUCCCUGGGUCGGUGUGGUGAACCGCUCACAAGCAGAUAUUAACAAGAAUGUGGACAUGAUUGCUGCUCGGCGUAGAGAACGCGAGUAUUUUUCCAGCACCCCAGAAUACAAGCACCUUGCCCACAGAAUGGGUUCAGAGCAUCUAGCAAAGAUGCUGUCAAAGCAUUUGGAAGUUGUAAUCAAGUCCAAAAUUCCAGGCAUUCAGUCCCUUGUCAACAAAACAAUUGCUGAACUUGAAACGGAAUUGAGUCGUCUUGGAAAGCCUAUUGCUGCGGAUGCUGGAGGAAAGAUGUACUCAAUCAUGGAGAUUUGCCGCCUUUUUGAUCAAAUAUACAAAGAGCAUCUUGAUGGCGUCCGACCUGGUGGUGAUAAAAUUUACAAUGUUUUCGAUAACCAGCUUCCUGCUGCUCUAAAAAGGUUACAGUUUGACAAGCAACUUUCAAUGGAAAAUAUUCGGAAAUUGAUCACUGAAGCUGAUGGAUAUCAGCCUCACUUGAUAGCUCCUGAACAAGGAUAUCGUCGUCUCAUUGAAUCUUCUGUAGUUACUAUCCGAGGUCCUGCUGAGGCAGCUGUUGAUGCGGUUCAUGGCCUUCUGAAGGAUUUAGUUCACAAGGCUAUCAAUGAGACUAUAGAGUUGAAGCAGUAUCCUGCUCUUAGAGUAGAGGUCAGUAAUGCUGCUAUUGAGUCACUUGAUAGAAUGAAGGAUACAAGCAAGAAAGCAACGCUUCAGCUAGUCGACAUGGAGUGUAGCUACCUGACAGUGGACUUUUUCCGGAAACUUCCUCAGGAUGUUGACAAGGGUGGCAACCCUACCCAUUCUAUAUUUGAUAGAUAUAAUGACUCGUAUCUUAGACGAAUUGGUAAGUUUAAUGAGUUCAUUUUUGCAUUAAAAAAAAGGUGGGUCAGGGUAUCAUUUCUGCUUGAUUCACUAGUCACUAUUGCUGAUCUUAAGAGUUCUCAUUGGAAUAUGCGAACAGGAUCUACUGUUUUGUCUUAUGUCAAUAUGGUCUGUGCAAGUCUACGUAACUCCAUUCCAAAGUCCAUUGUUUAUUGUCAAGUGCGUGAGGCCAAGCGAAGCCUGCUUGACCAUUUCUUCACCGAGUUGGGAAAACUGGAGCAAAAGCAAUUGUCAUCAUUACUGAACGAGGAUCCUGCAGUCAUGGAGCGCCGUGCUGCCAUUGCAAAGAGACUUGAGUUGUACAGGAGUGCACAAGCAGAAAUUGAUGCAGUUGCUUGGUCUAAGUAGAUCAGCAGCAUUUGACUCAUCCAUCUGUUUUGUACGAGAAUUUGGCUUUAUGGCUGUGUCAUUCUUUCAUUUAUGGCUUGUGUUUUGGGAAGAUGGGGAGCAAUAUUUUGUUGUAUUUCUACACGCUAUAGAAGUAACAAAAAGUUCAUUUGUCUUCAUAGGAGAAUAUUUGUUGCUUUUGCCGUAACCAUUUAUCACUAUGGAUUGAGUAUAUUUUUACGAGUUUCCUAUGCUUA
Molecule: messenger RNA, 2421 nt
Organism: Populus trichocarpa (black cottonwood)
Lineage: Eukaryota; Viridiplantae; Streptophyta; Magnoliopsida; Malpighiales; Salicaceae
Product: dynamin-related protein 5A
Exons: 16
Coding region: 236-2185 (649 amino acids)
Biological process (GO): receptor-mediated endocytosis
Cellular component (GO): plasma membrane; microtubule; cytoplasm
Molecular function (GO): GTPase activity; microtubule binding; GTP binding
Source: RefSeq, a predicted model, not a curated record